Molecule: messenger RNA, 2802 nt
Organism: Aspergillus calidoustus
Lineage: Eukaryota; Fungi; Ascomycota; Eurotiomycetes; Eurotiales; Aspergillaceae
Source: the annotation of a GenBank genome assembly
AUGGCGCUCUUUGCAUUGAUCUUUUUAAGCUUUCUGUUCGCAGCAAAUGCAAAUUUGGCCCCGAAUUAUCCGGUGAAUGCGCAAUUGCCUCCUGUUGCCCGAAUAUCACAGCCAUUCAAAUUCAUCUUCUCCCAGGGAACCUUUGGUGGAAGUGAUGCGGAAACCACUUACUCGCUUUCAAACGCUCCAUCAUGGCUCGAAGUAAAUAGCACAUCCCGCGCAUUGUCAGGAACGCCGCGAAAGGAAGAUGCUGGAUCGCCCACGUUCGACCUCGUUGCAUCUGAUCAAACAGGCUCUGUCAGUAUGCAGGUCACCCUCAUUGUUACUGCAGAUGAGGGUCCAAAGAUUGGAAAGUCUCUAGGCCCACAGCUCGAAGAAAUCGGUCUUACGUCCUCUCCAUCCAACCUGAUUGUACGGUCUGGUGAUUCCUUCUCGAUUUCCUUUGAUCAGGAAACAUUCAUAAACACCCGCCCAUCAACAUUCUAUUACGGAACAUCGUACCCAGAUAAUGCACCCCUCCCAUCUUGGAUCGGCUUUGAUCAGUCGUCUCUUCGAUUUUACGGUACCACGCCCAAUAUCGGACCACAAUCUUUCAACCUCAACCUAGUUGCAUCUGAUGUGUCGGGAUUCAGCGCGGCCACGACGAGCUUUGCGAUAACUGUCAGCCCUCACAUCCUGGCAUUCAAACACAGCGCACAAACGCUUUUUGUCACAGGAGGAAAGGAGCUCACUAGCCCUCGCUUUGUUGAUAUCUUAGCUUUGGACGGAAUCAAGCCGGCAGACACUGCGCUUAUAGAAACAGAGAUCGACGCGCCGGAUUGGCUUUCUAUUGACAGGCAAUACAUAUCCUUUACCGGAACUCCCCCGCCUGAUGGGGAAAAUGAGAAUGUUACUAUAACAGUGAAGGACAUGUAUCAAGAUGUGGCCACGCUUGUGGUCUCGUUGCAAUAUUCACAAUUCUUUCACCACGGGGUUGAUGGAUUCGAGGCAGUUAUUGGCCAGUACUUCACAUAUGUUUUCAACACCUCUGCUCUUACCGAUGACUCUGUUCAGCUCGACGUCGACACAGAACAACAAUUGUCAUGGUUACACUAUAAUCGUGACAACAAGACCCUCUUCGGCCAAGUGCCGUCAGAUUUCGACCCUGACACCUAUACAAUUCAACUGACAGCUAGGGAAGGAACCGCGGAGGAGACGAAGAAAGUCAAUAUCAAUAUUGUGACGGAGGAAAACUCACAGGACAAAGAAGGUAGCCCCACAGGAUCCGGCGGUUCCGAUGAGAAGAAAGCUGGUAUUAUCGCGAUGGCGGUCUUGAUCCCAUUGGGCUGCGUUGCGAUUGUAUUUCUUCUCCUCUGCUGCCGACGCCGUAGGCAACGGUGGGCGAAGCAGGAAAAGCAAGGGCUGGAAGACAAGGCACUACCGCUAGCGCCCGGAGGCCCUGGGCUAUCGCACUGUCAACCGUUCGAGGGGACUGCACAAGGGAACCUCCCAGCCAUGGGUGGAGUAUCCCAAUCAGACUCGAAGCCCCCUAAAUUGGAACUAGAGCCAUGGUGGAAUGAUAACCGGGAACGGAGGAACGAACGGACUCCGGGAGUCCCGAUCAUCGAAGAUACAUUUACCAACUCGACAAUUGAAUGGGACUUUAUUCCGCUACGAGAAUCUGCACAGGAUGAGAACAACCCACCUGAGCCCCUUGAACUAUCUGAAGAGCCCGCUUCCAAGCCCAACCGUCUGUCGUUUCAGAGCAGUCCGCGCGUGCGAAGAGGUUUGUCUGAUCGUUCCGGAAGGCGAGAGCCUCUAAGGUCCGUUCAGCCAAGGAAGUCACUAAAACGAAACUCGGCUUUGUCGUCGCGAUCCAAACGAUGGUCUAGAAGGUCAAGCGGUAUUUCUUCCAUCUCUACUGGACUGCCGGUAAGGCUUAGCGGGGCAGGCCACGGGGCAGGUGGAUUCGGACCACCUGGACAUGGAUCUGUCAAGGUGUCCUGGCAGAACACCCAGGCAUCGUUUCAGAGCGAGGAAAGUAGCCUGGGAAAUCUGGCACCGCUGUUUCCUCGUCCACCGCCUCGCACAAGGGAUGGCCAGGACUGCUCAAAGAGGAUGAGUGUUCGUACUGUGGACCAUGACAGCCUGACGCUUUCCGAGUCGGACUCGCUAGAGGCAUUUGUUCAAGGCCGGGCAAAAAGCCGACAUUCCUCCAAUCCUUUCAUCGCUGGUCCGAUCAACCGCCGGGUACCGUCGAGCCUUCGUGCCGCCCUAGAUCGAACUCGAAGCAACGCUAGCCGAGCCGACAGUCUUCACAGCGCCACGGAUAACGAUGACUGUCGUCGGCGAGAGCGCCCCUGGUCGUUGGCGUUGUCAGGGUCCGUUUACACAGAUGAUUACCGGCAUUCGACUUAUCUGAGCUCUUUAUCAGAAGAAUCGCUCAACGUUCAACCGCUGGCAACCCUGAAAAACGGGCCGAGUCAAUCAAGUCUGGCGCAACACUACUCGAAGAUCAUCGCGCCACUUCCUCGCUUCUUCAGUGAGCUGAGCUUGAACAACGGCAAGCGGGACAAGCCUGGGAUAUCGCAAGUCGCGGAUGACCACCAAAAUCUAACUGGCCCUCGUCGUUGGUCACGCUCGAGCCCAUCACUACAAAACUGGCGUCGGCUUCGUAAGACCCCUUCAGCAUCAUCGAUUCCGUAUGACGCACAGACGCGCCGAGCGAGUAUGAUGUGGACGGCCGAGCAGGACUCGAGCGACGGGCGCGGCUUACAGAGAGAGCCCACUGGCAGCGUGCUCAGUGAUAUAGCAUUUGUUUGA